Drosophila arizonae is the source of this 1620-nucleotide messenger RNA. RefSeq lists its product as uncharacterized. Lineage: Eukaryota; Metazoa; Arthropoda; Insecta; Diptera; Drosophilidae. The record is from RefSeq and is a predicted model, not a curated record.
ACAGGGGCCUGAAAAUCAUGCUUGAUAAGAACACAAACAGUUGCAACUCGCUGUUCGGCGCGAACACAACAAUAUAAUAGAAGGCAAGGCGAGGCGAGUUAUUGGAUCUGUUCUCAGUUGCUCAGUCAGAAUGCCCGAUAACAGCAACAAGUUCUGCGAGUCAAAUCAUACAUGCAUUCAAAUACCCAGCUGGAUCAAUGGGUCAUACUUUAAGAAGUUGCUAAAACGUGAGCUAAGCGAUUUUCGCAAAAUAUUGAAUCUCUCGAUAAUACCGGCCUCGCCGCCUGGCGAAUGCGAGAGCUACACCUCGCUGCUAAUGCGCAUUAUCAUCGACAUUGAAAUGAAAGAUGGCUUCACCCAGCAGAAAUCGUAUAUUAUGAAGACCAUGCUGUCGGAUGCAGAAGGCAUCGGAUUUGUCAAUACUCUGAACAUCUUUCCCAAGGAGAAGCAGACGUAUGAGCUCAUCCUGCCACAACUGGAGCAGCUCUACCAGGAACAAGGUCGCACGGUGAAAUUCGCACCCAAAUGUCACUGGAUGGAGAAUGUGAAUGGUCGCAUCUCGCUGAUACUGGAGGACCUGAAGACGAAGAAGUUCAGCAAUAUCAAUCGACUCAAGGGCUUCAAUAUGAAGCAGAUGCAGCGCGUGCUGGAGAAACUGGCCGAGUUCCAUGCGGCCAGCGCGGUCUGGCAUCAGCGCAACGGUCCAUAUCCGGAGGAUUUCCAGCGAAUCUAUCUGCCAGCCAACUAUCACAGAUCCAAGUCGUAUCAGGCACGCAUACAGAGCUAUAAGACGGCCAUGGCCAGCUGGGGCUUCGCCAAUGCCGAGCUCUACACGAGCCGCCUGCCCACAGCGGAUCAAUUUGUGCAAUCGGCUGCGCAUUGCUUAAACAACGAUCCACAAGAAUUUCAAGUGCUUAAUCAUGGUGACUUCUGGUCCGGCAAUAUAUUGCUGAACACCACAGUGGCGGGUGACAUCAACGAGAUACGAUUCGUGGACUUUCAGCGCUGCAAGUGGGGCAGCCCCGCCCAAGAUCUGUGGGAGCUGAUCAUCUGCUCGGCGCAUCACAGUCUGCGGAUCAAGCAAUUCGACUGCUUCGUUCGCAUAUACCACACACAUCUGGUCCAAUGCCUCAAGCUACUCAACUAUGACAAGCCCCUUCCCCUCCUCAGGGAACUGCACAUGAGCAUGCUUCGGCAUGGCUUCUGGGGCUACUUCACCACGUUUAUGCAUCUGGCACUCAUUCUGCUGCCCGUGGACAAGGAUGCAAGUCUGCCCAAGCUAAUGCUGCCGGGCGAGGAAGGCGAUCGCUGUCGUACCAAGGUCUACACAAAUCCCUUGUAUGUGCGAGCCGCCUUAAGCAUAUUUCCGUUUCUGCAAAGGCGUGGCCUAUUAGAGUUUUAAUCUAUUCCAAUUUCUAUUUGCUUACCCACGUCUUGACGAAUUUCUACUAUCUGUAAAUAAAUGUAUAUAUAUGUAUAUAUAUGUAUAGAGAAGUCACUUUUUGACUAUCUUGCGGGAUUUAUCUCUUGUUUAGCUGCGGCAAAGUCUGCUGAAGAUUUUAUCUCGCACAAUACAGAGCAGAAAGAGAAAACAACAAGGAAAUAUGCCAGUAAGAAAUA